CGAAUUUGAAUCGUUUUACGAAACUCGGUCACAAUAUUCGAUUUUUUCUCGUGAUGUUGUCAAACAGGCUUCCAUACAUUUAUCUCUCAGAAGGGAAGUAAUUCAGAGAAAUUUCGAGAAGUCAUGGCUGACAUAAACAAGAAGAAGGCAGAAGCUCUCAAAAUUCAAGGAAAUGAGGCAUUGAAUCAGCAGAAGUAUCAAGAAGCAAUUGAACAUUAUACAGCAGCGAUUGACUUGGACAAAGAUAAUCAUGUUCUGUACAGCAACCGUUCCGCAGCCCUAACACAUGCAGGGAAAUACCUAGAGGCCAUCAAAGAUGCAGAUAAAGCUAUUCAGCUGAAUCCAGAAUGGGCAAAGGGAUAUUCAAGGAAAGGUGCUGCUUUGUCUAAACUUUAUCGCUUUGAGGAGGCUUGUGAAGCAUUUUCCGAUGGAUUAAGGGUAAACCCAGAUAAUGCUGCUCUGAAAGAGGGAAUGGAAGAUGCUAAAUCUCACCUUACAGGUCCAGGGAAUAGUCAGCCAAUAUCCAGUCCAUUUGCAGCUCCUGAUAUGAUGGCAAAGCUACUGGCAAACCCUAAAACACGAGAAUAUCUUAAUCAGCCUGAUUAUUGUCAAAUGAUAGAAAAACUAAAGGAGAAUCCCAAUGAUCUAAAAGAUAUGGUGGAUCCGAGAAUAAUUACAACUCUUGGUGUACUUCUUGGUUUUGAUAUCACCACGCCAUCAGCAUUUACAGGGGAGGACGAAAGUGAAGAGAUGGAAACAGAUUCGCCGCCGCCUCAAACUUCCGCUGAUUCUAAAUCUGCCUCAUCUCCUAACCCCAAUUCCCCAGACUCCUCAGCCCCCAGUAGUUCAGACAAAGUAAAUUCAAAGGCUCUUGAGGAGAAAGAGAGAGGAAAUGCUGCAUACAAGAAGAAAGACUUUGAGGUGGCACUGGGUCAUUACUCUGCGGCCAUUGAACUAGACCCCACCAACAUCACAUUCCGCAAUAAUAGAGCAGCGGUCUACUUUGAACAAGAAAACUAUGACAAGUGUAUAGAAGAAUGUGAGAAGGCUGUAGAAAUAGGACGUGAAAAUCGAGCUGACUACACCCUGAUAGCAAAAGCUUUAGCUCGAGCUGGGAAGGCCUACCUGAAAAAGGAUGAUGACGAGAGUGCCCUGCGCUAUUUGAACAAGUCCCUAUCAGAGCACCGAACACCUGAAAUUUCUAAAUUGAUCCUAGAAAUUGACAAACGAAUGAAGGAGAAGGAACGCUUGGCUUACGUUAAUCCUGAAUUGGCACUGGAAGAAAAGAACAAGGGAAAUAAAUAUUUCCAAGAUGGGAAGUAUCCUGAGGCUAAGAAACAUUAUGAUGAAGCAAUCAAGCGCAACCCGGAUGAUGCCAAAAUCUACAGCAAUAGAGCUGCCUGCUACACAAAGUUAAUGGAGUUCAAUCUUGCUUUGGCUGACUGUGAGAAAUGCAUUGCUCUGGAUCCUAAAUUUAUAAAAGGUUACCUCAGGAAGGGAAGCAUUCUGCUGGCAAUGAAGGAACCGACAAAGGCUUCGAGUGCCUACCAGAAAGCUCUGGAGAUUGAUCCAAACUCUGAGGAGGCCCAGAAGGGGUAUCGGGAUGCUAUGAUGGCUGAAGGCAAUGAUCCUGAGGCCGUCCGGAGACGUGCAAUGGGGGAUCCCGAGGUUCAAGCUAUCCUCAAUGACCCAGCCAUGCGCUUGAUCUUAGAACAAAUGCAGAAAGAUCCUAAUGCAUUCAAAGAGCACUUGAAGAAUCCAGACAUAGCAAAAAAGCUGGAGAAACUGUUGGAAUGUGGAAUCAUAGCAAUUCGCUGAUUUUUGCUAAGUUUUUAGAAUGGAACUCUGCUGUUUCCAGAAAUAAAGAGAGCAAAGAUUCCAGUUACGCGUACAUGUAUCUGAUUGUCAAUCCAAUACAAACACAAUAUGAGGACCAAACAGUUGAUCUUGCUUUUUUAUUGUGUAAAGAAAAAAGAAAAUUUCUCAUGACAUAAGAUGCUUGAUGAUUUGAUGUCCAGUAUAAUAAAAAUAUAAUUAUGUACA
Magallana angulata is the source of this 2043-nucleotide messenger RNA. Its product is annotated as stress-induced-phosphoprotein 1-like. The coding region runs from base 124 to 1818 and encodes 564 amino acids. Lineage: Eukaryota; Metazoa; Mollusca; Bivalvia; Ostreida; Ostreidae. The record is from RefSeq and is a predicted model, not a curated record. The transcript has 13 exons. Gene Ontology annotation, molecular function: Hsp90 protein binding.